This is a messenger RNA of Hansenula anomala, 948 nucleotides long. RefSeq names its product FG-nucleoporin NUP57 (gene NUP57). Gene Ontology annotation, molecular function: structural constituent of nuclear pore. The transcript has a single exon. The record is from RefSeq and is a predicted model, not a curated record. Gene Ontology annotation, biological process: nuclear pore organization; NLS-bearing protein import into nucleus; protein localization to nuclear inner membrane. NCBI's taxonomy places the organism in Eukaryota, Fungi, Ascomycota, Saccharomycetes, Phaffomycetales, Wickerhamomycetaceae. The annotation marks the transcript as partial. Gene Ontology annotation, cellular component: nuclear pore central transport channel; nuclear pore.
AAUACGCAAAACAACCAACAACAACAGCAGCAACAACAACAACCAGCAACAACAUCUUCCCAAUCAUCCCAACCAUCAUUUGCUUGGUCACAACCAUCUUCAUCCCAACAAAAUAACACCUUACAACAACAACAACCGUUGUCAUUUGCAUCAAAUACUUCACAAGAUCCAAGGGUCAAUUCAAACUAUGCCAUCACAAUUCAAGAACAGUUAUCAAAAGUUAAAAACUCAUGGGAUCCUACAUCUCAGCAAACAGCAUUGAAAACUUUUUUUUACAACACAGUUCCAGAAAACCAAUCAGCUUUAUAUACAAAACCAGCCAAUGAAAAUGAAGAAUGGGAUAAAGCAUAUGCCAAAAAACCUAGCAAUAACUCAAUUCCUGUAAGAGCUGUUGGAUUUGGUGAUUUGCAGAAAAGAUCACAAACUCAAAUAAAUCAUGUUGCACAAGCUAGAGUAAUUUUACAACAGAUUAGUGAAAAGAAUAAAAUGUUGAGUGAUAAGCAUGAUUUGGAUACUGCUUCAAGAAUUAUUGCAGCAAAGGCUAAACAUUCGAGAAUUUCCAAAAGAAUCUUGAGAUUAGUUUCAACCCUAGCUGUAUUGAAAUCAAAAGGAUAUCAAUUAUCGCCAAAUGAAGAAAAAUUAAUACAAACAUUUCAAGAAUUAUUGAACAAAUCUCAAGAUCCUUCAGGAUUAGGUAAAAGUAAUGAAUUAUGGGCAAGAUUAGCAGUUCUAAAAGAAAAGGCUAAAAGUUUAAGUGAUCAAUUGGAUAAUACUUUAGGUAUUCAAAAUCUUGAUAAUAAUAAUGUUGAUGAUAUUAAUGAUAGUGAACAAAAACAAUCACAAAUAUUGAAGAUUGCACACGUUUUACAACAACAACAAAAUGGUAUUAAAUACCUUGCUGAGAUCAUUGAAAAUGAUGAAAAGACAGUUCAAAAUUUCCUUAAAUGA